Owenia fusiformis is the source of this 463-nucleotide messenger RNA. NCBI's taxonomy places the organism in Eukaryota, Metazoa, Annelida, Polychaeta, Sabellida, Oweniidae. The record is from the annotation of a GenBank genome assembly.
AAUGAGCAGAUUUUGACUAAACGGACUGAUGUUGAAACAUAUUAUGCUUUGGAUCGAUCGAAAUUCGUUAUUACACGAGGGACAAAGUGUCCGUAUGGACACGAACUAUACCCGGAUGACAAAUGGAAAAUGAUAUGUGUUCCGUGUCGCAGGGAUACGUCGUUUACAUUGGUUGGUCAGCAUAAAUGGCGCUGCAUUCGAACACUGAGGAGAAUGAAAGCGAGAAAUAAAGUCAACAGCCGUCUGUUGAGCAAGCCGCAAGCUGCAAUCAAAGACUACGACAUGGCUGAGUCUAUAUUCGACACUCCUGAGGAGGACUAGGGAAUAGAACUAUAAAUACGUUUAAAUACCAAUUUAUAGAGAGAAUCAGAUAUAUCGAACAAAAAUUGUUUUUUCAAUUUUAGAAUAUGUUUGACUCAUAUCAUUCCUUGUCAUGUCUAUUUUCUAAGAAUCUCCAAAGUAG